Messenger RNA from Ilex paraguariensis (yerba mate), 3550 nucleotides. NCBI's taxonomy places the organism in Eukaryota, Viridiplantae, Streptophyta, Magnoliopsida, Aquifoliales, Aquifoliaceae. The record is from the annotation of a GenBank genome assembly.
AUGCCGCCGCCCAAUCCAAGAGUUGCCAAAGCCUUUCAUGCUAUGAGGGAUCUCGGCAUUUCAGAAGAAAAAGUGAAACCGGUGUUGAAAAAACUUCUUAAAUUGUAUGAUAAGAAUUGGGAACUGAUCGAAGAAGAAAAUUAUAGAGCUCUUGCUGACAAUAUAUUUGAGACUGAAGAAGCAGAGGUGGAGGAACAUAAGAAAAAAUUGGACAAUAUUGAGCGAGAAAAAAAAGAUUUGGAGGAUGAAACUCAGGUGCAUGAUGAGAUUGAACGCCCUUUAAAAAGGUUGCGGUUAAGGCACCAAGAAGGACAAGCUUCACCUUCUCUGAGUAACUCUGGCCCCGGCUUUGAUGGAACUGCAAUAAAGAAACCUAAAGUGGAAGAUAAUGACCUACCUGAAAGUCGUCCCAAAGAUCAGUUACCAAAUAUAACUGAAUCACCUCAGCUUAAUACAGGAAAUGUGAGGAUUGAAUCUCAACCCGUGUCGCCCCAGCCACUUGGCAGGAACAAAGGAAAGCAACCUGUUUCGCCCAAGUCUUUGUCUGUGCAAGAAGGAUCUGAUUCACCACUGAUAGGUGCUGCUGACAGAACUCAGGCAGCUGUCAUGAAGAGAAUUGAUUCUAAUCCAAUCUCUUCUCCGAUGCGUCUCAGAGACAGGGGAAAGGGACCUCUCUCACCUCAAAUUAAUUCCAGGGAGAAGAGGCCAAUUGCUGAUAAGUCAUCCCAUGCAGUGGUCUUUAAAGAGCCAAAGGUUGAGCCUGUUGUUCGUUUACCUAGACAGAAGAUGCCUCAAACUCAUGCUUUGAUCAAGCCUAAAGAGGAGCCAUCUACAGAUGACGUGCCACAGUUUGAGCGAGAAAAAAAAGAUUUGGAGGAUGAAACUCAGGUGCAUGAUGAGAUUGAACGCCCUUUAAAAAGGUUGCGGUUAAGGCACCAAGAAGGACAAGCUUCACCUUCUCUGAGUAACUCUGGCCCCGGCUUUGAUGGAACUGCAAUAAAGAAACCUAAAGUGGAAGAUAAUGACCUACCUGAAAGUCGUCCCAAAGAUCAGUUACCAAAUAUAACUGAAUCACCUCAGCUUAAUACAGGAAAUGUGAGGAUUGAAUCUCAACCCGUGUCGCCCCAGCCACUUGGCAGGAACAAAGGAAAGCAACCUGUUUCGCCCAAGUCUUUGUCUGUGCAAGAAGGAUCUGAUUCACCACUGAUAGGUGCUGCUGACAGAACUCAGGCAGCUGUCAUGAAGAGAAUUGAUUCUAAUCCAAUCUCUUCUCCGAUGCGUCUCAGAGACAGGGGAAAGGGACCUCUCUCACCUCAAAUUAAUUCCAGGGAGAAGAGGCCAAUUGCUGAUAAGUCAUCCCAUGCAGUGGUCUUUAAAGAGCCAAAGGUUGAGCCUGUUGUUCGUUUACCUAGACAGAAGAUGCCUCAAACUCAUGCUUUGAUCAAGCCUAAAGAGGAGCCAUCUACAGAUGACGUGCCACAGUUUGAGGUUCCUCUUGCAGUGAUCCAUCCGGAGUCAUUAAAUGAAGGAGAUUCUUCAUUAGAGAAUGGUCCACUCAGAGAACAACGUGAUCCAGCACCUCUAGCUUCUUUAAUUGAAAACGGGGAAGAUAGAACUGAUGGUGUGCUGGCAUCAUCAAAUGAAACAAGAUCCAAUUGUGAGCUUGCAACAAUCCUUGAUGAAUCCUCCGCAAGCUUAGAAAUUUCUUCUUCACCCGUUGGAGAAGUGAAAAUCUCUCUGAUUCGUACUUCUGCUGCUGGAAGACCUGACUUCCGUAUGCCGAGCUUAGAUGCAGUUCUGAAAUUGAUGGAGGACAAAUGCCUGAGACCAUACAAAGUCCUCGACCCAAAUUUUUCUGUAACAAAAAUAAUGGAGGAUAUGUGUGUGUGCACUUGGGAACUAGGGACUGUCUCCAGUAAUGAAUCGCAAGAAACAGUGAUUGAGACACCAACUAUGGAUUUGAUGAAAAAAUCUGGUGCAGCAGAUGCUUUUGGUGCUGGAGGCAUGCCAUCUAACCUGUCAAAUGGGCCAGUCAAUAUUCCAUGUAACGCUAAGAGGGCUUUGCCUCAAAUUCCUAGGCUUCCUCCUCCUUGCAAUGGUCUGGAUGACCACAUACAACCUGAUAAGCGUAUUAGUAGCAAUGAUGGUGUAUCUGAGUACGAAAAGGAUCAUGAAGACCUGGUUCAUAUGAAUUCCCAGAGUGUGGUGGUGGUUCAGAAACUUCAGCUUACUCCUAAUGAUAGAAGGGCUCUCCAUGAUGCUAAUGAUAUUGCCAAAGGACAAGAAAGAAUUUCAAUCUCAUUGGCUAAUGAAGUCAACAGUGAGUGUCCACCAUCCUUUCACUACAUUCCCCAAAAUGUAGUUUUUCAAAAUGCUUAUGUGAAUUUCGCUCUGGCGCGUAUUGGAGAUAAUAAUUGUUGUUCUACUUGUUUUGGUGAUUGUCUCUCAUCAUCCACACUGUGUGCAUGUGCACAUGAGACGGGGGGUGAUUUUGUAUACACAACGGAAGGCCUUGUCAAGGAGGAAUUUCUAGAUGAGUGUAUUUCUAUGAAUCGUGAUCCUCAAAAGCACUGCCUCUAUUAUUGUAAGGAAUGUCCACUGGAAAGAUCAAAAAAUGAGGAUAUUUUAGAACCAUGCAAAGGGCAUUUAGUGAGGAGGUUCAUCAAAGAAUGUUGGUGGAAAUGUGGCUGCAAUAAACAAUGUGGCAAUCGAGUUGUACAGCGGGGCAUAAAUUGCAAAUUGCAGGUGUUCAUGACACCUGGAGGAAAGGGUUGGGGUCUUCGUACUCUAGAGGAGCUACCAAAAGGGGCAUUUGUCUGUGAAUAUGUUGGAGAAGUGUUGACCAAUUCAGAGCUGUAUGAUCGAGUUUCACGAAGCCCCAGUAGUGAGGCACACUCGUAUCCUGUAUUGCUUGAUGCUGAUUGGUGUUCAGAAGGAGUCUUAAAAGACGAAGAAGCUCUCUGUUUGGAUGCAACAUAUUAUGGGAAUGUUGCAAGGUUCAUUAAUCACAGAUGCUUUGAUUCAAACUUGGUUGAGAUCCCUGUAGAGGUGGAGACCCCUGAUCACCACUAUUAUCACCUUGCUUUCUUCACUACAAGAAAGGUAGAAGCCUUGGAGGAGCUCACUUGGGACUAUGGUAUUGACUUUGAUGAUCAUGAUCACCCUGUCAAGGCAUUUCGCUGCCAGUGUGGCAGCAAGUUCUGCAGGAACAUUAAACGUUCAAGCAGGUCUAGAUCUAGGAGAUGAACAUCUGGGGUUUCGCUAACUAUUGAGGUAUUUGAACGUCAUGGCCUCCCCCCUCAGGAAGGAAAAGCAUCGAUGACACCAGUUUUCCUGGACUGGCUUUGCUCCCCCAGGCUGACACUGGAAUUGACUCAGUUUUGGGUUAUUGUUGAAGAAUAAGAAGCUUUCUGUAUGUUGUUGUACAAGCUAAUGCCAUGUAUGUUCCAUAAAUGCCAAAUCAUUUGGGUUUGAGUUACAGAUGCUGCUACCAGCCACAUUGCAGGUUCCUGUAAGCAAAACCUUUUUGUUAUUUAGCAAUGUUUUCCUG